CGUUUUUUUAGUUUCAAAUUUCAUUAUCAAUGUUGGAAAUUGAUUUUAGAGCGAUGAUAGAUAUUUCUAUUGCCGAAAGCACUUUCUUAACGAGGAAUUUAGAUGAGGCUUUAUUCUGUUUUCAUUAAGUCUAAGCCUUAUAGAAACUUCAUCCAUUGAUUUUGACAUUGAUAAUUUUCAAAUAUUGUACUUUGUUAUCCUUUUCAAAAUAGUAGGUGCAGACAGGGCUUGAGAUUGCAGAGAGAAACUUUUAAAGAACUCUCUAUAUGUGGACUAAAACUCUCUACUAACCAUGUUUCAAGGUUCCCACAUGAGAAUUUCACAAUAAAAAGAACCUUUAUAGUAUUGUUUUCUCAGUUCAAUUGUCUGUUUUCUCUGCUAAUUUCAGUGCUCUUUUUAGCAGUAAAUAAUAACAGGAAGAAGUUUUGGAUUCCUCUACUAUAGUGGGUUUUGGGUGUUUCCCUCUACAGUGGGCUUAUAUUUGCUUUAGGACUUUCAGGCCUUGAUUCCUGGGGUUUCAGACUGAAAACCAUUGGUUAUGAUGCUCCUUUGGCUAUUCCUUUUGAGAUGUUGCAUAACUGAAUUAAGGAUUUUGGAGAAUAUAUUAUAUGGGUUUCUUGUUUUUUUCUUGGGUGGGUGUUGUAAAAUGCCAGAGGGCCAUGGCUCUGGCUCUGGCAGUGGUUUAUGAUUAUCUUUGCAAAUCCUAAUAAAUGAGCCAACCAAUUAAAGAUAAAAGAUCUGUUUUUCUUUUUCUAAUUUAUUGGAGUGUCUUAUUUAUAUGGCUAAUAUUCAUGCACUGAUAAAGGAAAACUAGAUUUACCUAUUGGAGUGGACAUUUUCCAAAUUAAUUGUAUUUUGUAGUCUCAUAUGUUUUAAUAGGCUAUAUAUUUGCACUGAGUAGAAAAAGAGAGAAAUUCCUUGAAUACUUAUAUAUGAUCUUGGGUUAUUAAGAAUCCAUCUCUUCUCUCUGAACUGGAAAAUGGUUGAUAUCUAGAAUUUAUAUUUGUCUAUAUUAGUAACUUCUUCUUGUUUUCCCACUUUGUCUGUGUUAAGCAUAUUUUUAUAUGUUAGAAAGAAUUUGAAGCUGAAAGUCAACAAAAAGCCAUGGAACUUAUGUUUCUUGUAGCUUUUCUCUUAAUCUUAGCCGCUUUAUAUGUAGCCAAAGGAAAAAAUUCAAUUGUGAAUCUUCCCCCUGGACCUCGGCCCUUGCCUUUCAUCGGUAAUUUCCACCUCCUGAAACGACCACAUUAUAGAUCUCUGUCCGAUCUUGCCAACCAAUAUGGCCCCAUAUUUAGCCUGCGACUUGGAAUUAGACCAGUCGUAAUUGUCUCUUCAGCUAGUCUUGCUCAAGAAUGCUUCACCAAAAAUGACAUUACCUUUGCAUCUAGGCCUCAAUUGGCUUUUGGAAAAUACCUUGGCUAUAACUACAUGUCAGUUGCUUGGGCUCCCUAUGGUGCCCAUUGGCGAAACUUGCGAAGGAUUGAGACGCUUGAACUCCUGUCUUCAAGGAAAAUUGAGAUGUUUGCGUAUAUCCGACAUGAGGAAGUGGCAGCAUUGCUACAAAGUAUUGUUGAAGCCUCAGAUAGAGGAGAGGUGGUGAACUUGAAGGAUAGUAUCGAAGAGACCAUGUUCAAUGCCAUUGUAAAGAUGGUGGCUGAUAAAAGUUACUAUGGAAGUAGGGCUAAGGAUCUACAUGAAGCAAAGGCAUUUAUAGAAGUCAUUAAUGAGACAUUCACAUUGUCUGGCGUGUUGAACAUUGGGGAUUUUAUUCCAUGGCUUUCAUGGUUGGGACUUAGGGGGAUUAGACUUAUGAAAGCAUUGCAUAGGAAGAGAGAUAGGCUUAUACAGCGCAUUGUGGAUGAGCAUAGGAAGUUGAGGAGUGGGGAUGGUCAUGUUUUUAAACAAGAUUUCAUUCACAUGUUGCUGGACAUGCAUGAAGAGGAUCCCAACUAUUUCACAGAUGAUCUGAUCAAGAGUAUAAUCCAGGUCAUGAUCGUGGCAGGAACAGAGACCACAGCUGUGACAUUGCAGUGGGCAAUAGCCCUCCUCCUCAACCACCCUGACUCCCUUCAGAAAGCUCAAACCGAGCUAGACCAACAAGUGGGAAGGGACCGAUUAGUUGAAGAAUCCGAUCUCUCAAAGUUAGAGUACCUACGGGCUAUUAUCAAUGAGACACUACGCUUAUAUCCUCCGGCCGCCACUCUCCUACCCCAUGAAUCCACUACAACGUGCACUCUCGGUGGCUACACCGUGCCAAAAGGCACAAUGCUCUGGGUGAACGCAUGGCACAUACAGAGGGACCCUUGCGCGUGGUCCGAGCCUUUGAGGUUCGAGCCUGAGAGGUUUAUAGGAAGUGGGGUUGAUGUGAAGGGCCAAGAUUUUAGGGUGAUACCAUUUGGUUCUGGGAGGAGGAGCUGUCCUGGAAUGGGCUUGGCAUUGAGGUCAUUAGAGUACGUGCUCGCGAGUUUGUUGCAUGCUUUUGAGUGGCGGAGGGAGGGCCCGGAGCCAGUCGAUAUGACGGAUGUGGGCAUCUCAUUGAAGAUGGCUGCGCCCUUGAGGGCACUCGCAACUCCGCGGCUCGAGCCUCAUGUCUGCCUCCUUGCAUGAUGCAUACAUUGGCUGUAUCUGAGGAGAGAUUAUGGACAUGUUAGAUCACAUGUAUAAUGUAUCUUAGUGCUUGCAUGUGUGUGGACACGCCCACGAGAACGUGUUAUGAUAUGUUUGUAAGAUCAUUAUCUCUAUUUGAGACUUAUUUAAGUAUUGUGUGAUGCAAUUCAUUGCUUUGCUACCAUCUUGGGUAUGUAACUGCCAGUUAAUGGAAGUCUCAUGGCUCUUGUAUUUUAAAGGGCUGGGGUAUUGAGAGAGUUGAGUGACAAUAAACUUGAGCUUUUGAGCAGCAAAUGUAUUUCGUUCACUUAAUUUCAGAUCA
This is a messenger RNA of Amborella trichopoda, 2929 nucleotides long. RefSeq names its product cytochrome P450 81Q32. NCBI's taxonomy places the organism in Eukaryota, Viridiplantae, Streptophyta, Magnoliopsida, Amborellales, Amborellaceae. Gene Ontology annotation, molecular function: monooxygenase activity; heme binding; iron ion binding. The record is from RefSeq and is a predicted model, not a curated record.